This is a messenger RNA of Drosophila virilis, 1192 nucleotides long. RefSeq names its product seminal metalloprotease 1. Gene Ontology annotation, molecular function: metalloendopeptidase activity; zinc ion binding. NCBI's taxonomy places the organism in Eukaryota, Metazoa, Arthropoda, Insecta, Diptera, Drosophilidae. Gene Ontology annotation, biological process: proteolysis. The record is from RefSeq and is a predicted model, not a curated record.
AAUCGCAUACGGGUCAUUUGAAAAUGUUUGCAAUGUGGACUCAGUUUGGCAUACUGUUGCUCGCUUGUGUGUAUUUGGGCGUUGUUGGAGCACCGUUUAAUGGAGUAGGCGACCUGGGAACUGAUCUGGAGCUAAAUGCUGGCUUUUUCGAGGGUGACAUGGAUAUAAAGUAUACACCGGAUGGAAAGCUACAACCGACUCAGCGUUGGCCCCUUGCCACAGUCUACUACAAAAUAGAAAAAAAAAAAUUCACUGCUCACCAAGAGAAAUUUAUUCAGCUGGGAAUGUGGAAUAUUGAAAUGGUGUCCUGUAUAACCUUUGAGCCUGCCCCUAAGGAAAUUCGUGACUAUUUGCUGAUCACCGAUUCGAAAACUGGUUGCAGUUCCACAGUUGGUUACUCCAAAGACAAUACGACAAUUAAGUUGGUACCUAACUCCAUAGGCAAGGGUUGCUUUAACUUGGGCACUAUACAGCAUGAACUGCUCCACACUUUGGGCUUCUUUCAUCAACAUAAUUAUGCAGACCGCGAUGAUUACGUAAAAAUUGUCAAGGACAACAUUAGUACGGGGAAACUCGUCAAUUUUCAGAAGUAUGCUGCGGAUAGUUUGGGGAACUUCGGAGCAUCCUAUGAUUAUGAGAGUAUUAUGCACUACCCUUCCAACGCCUUUUCAAAGAAUGGAGGAGAAACAAUUAUCGCACGUCAGCCAGAUGGUCAGUCGAAAAUGGGGCAAAGAGACGGUCUGAGCUCCGCUGAUGUGACUCGCCUCAAUAACAUGUACAAUUGUCCAAUGCUACAACCAGAAAGAAACUAAUGUUGAUCAAUGCCCCAUUAGCUCUUAGAACUCAGGCAGAUUGUUUCUUAUAGGGCACAUAUAUUUACUCACACAAAAAUAUGUAUACAUAUAUAUGUGUUACAUAUCUAUUGGAUUUUAAGUAUGCAUUUGUCAAUGAUCAUAUAUCUAUCCUUAAAAUUACAGUAGGAAUCAAUCAAUCUAGCGGUGGGAAUCUUAAAGUCGAAAAAUAAACUUUCUUUAAGACAACCUUUGACCCAUAGCUCCAUCAGAUAUGGAUAUAUGAAUUAAAACCCGAAUCGUCAUCCACCUACCACUAUUCAACUAAGUCGCGCCUCAAGUUAAAUAUAAGCUAUAUGUAAGAAACGAUCGGUCAUAAAUUGAGUUCUGUUAUGAAUAAA